AGAUGUGGUGUGGUUUAUUGAUCGUUAGCCAGGCAGGACUUGAGCGCCAUCAGCAGCUGUCACCAACAUCGUACCGGAUUCCUCCAAAUCGAGUGACCUGGAUGUGAAACUAGACUAAAGGCCGUAUCUCGCUUUGUUUUGACAGACCGUAACAACGCUGCGAUAAAAACAGGGUGGUUGCAGUAACAGCGGAGUAGCUAGCUAACUUUAUCAAUCGGGGAUUUUACCCCUUUUCCCCCCCUCAAUAAUAACGUUAUAUCCAUCAUAGAAAAAAUGAAGGGACUUGCGAGGUGCAUUUUGACCGACUAAAUUAGUUGAGAAGAAUGGAAAGCAGGUGCUGAGAGGAGCAGGGAACAAUGUUGUUAUAAGCGAGUUAGCUAACGUUAGCUCAGCUAGCUGUUAGUUAACUACAUCAAGUUAGUGGGCUGAGUUAGCCGGGCUAACUCAGCCCACUAAUUUAAAUAGGCACGCACAAUAUUCGGCUUUGCUGCCUAACGUUAGCUGCUUGGAAAUAUUUGCUUUGUGACAUUUUCCCCCCAGUGAAACACUCAGCGUUUAACCCUUAUUUCUGCUUUUUACUACCGUUAAGCUAGCUAGCUAACCAGCUGUUAAGAUCAGCGCUGAACUCGUUGCUUCAGUCUUGCUGUGGUGUCACUGCAAUCUGUUGGCUGCUGAAGUCAUUUUACAAACAUAGCUUUACUGCUGUUGAACUGGCAGGCGGACGACAGCCAUGGCCCAAGAAGCAUUUCCUCUGCAUUUUCUAGUCUGGAACAAUCAGUACCUGGAGCUUGAUCGGGAGCUGCAGAAGAAAGAGCUCGUGUGUUUUUGUGUGCAGCAGGAUGUAGACCGUCUGGAUCCGAGGGGGCGCACCCCGCUGGAGCUGGCUGUGUGUCUGGGCCACCUGGAGUCCACCCGGGUGCUGCUCAGGCACUCUGUAGACCCGACACACUGCAGCGCACAGGGCUGGACCAUCUUGCAGGAGGCGGUAAGCACCGGGGACCCUGAGCUGGUCCAACUGGUACUCCAGUACAGAGACUUCAAGCGUGCCACUGAGAGACUGGCGGGCAUCCCAGAGCUGCUCAGCAAACUAAGACAGGCGCGGGACUUCUAUGUAGAGAUGAAGUGGGAGUUCACCAGUUGGGUGCCCCUGGUGUCAAAGGUGUGUCCCAGUGACGUCUACCGGGUCUGGAAAAGCGGCUCGUGCCUCCGGGUGGACACCACCCUCCUGGGCUUUGAACACAUGACCUGGCUAAAAGGACGACGCAGCUACAUCUUCAAGGGUGGAGACGACGGGGCCGUGGUGAUGGAGGUGGACCAUGAGAAGCAGGUGGUGUACACAGAGCCACUUGUGUUGUCUCCCCGUGACGCGCCCUCCCUACUCGCAGCCAUGCAGCCGUCGCAGGAGAACACAGCUCAGAGACUCACGUCGCCCAUCGUCUCCACGCACCUCAACACACGCAACAUUGCCUUCGAAAGGAACAAGUCGGGAAUCUGGGGCUGGCGAUCUGAGAAGAGUGAGGUGGUCAGUGGGUACGAAGCCAAGGUUUACAGUGCUACCAAUGUGGAGCUGGUGACUCGGUCAAGGACGGAGCAUCUGUCAGACCAGGAUAAGUCGAGGAGCAAAGGCUCAAAGACUCCUCUGCAGUCCUUCCUGGGGAUUGCUGAACAACACACAGCUCACAAUGGGAGUAAUGUAUCCCAGUGUGCCAGCCCUCACAACCCCACGGCCAUCACAGCCGAGGAGUAUUUCAACCCAGAGUUCAACCUGAACGGCCGGGACAUCGGACGUCCCGUCGAGCUUACCAGCAAAGUCCAGAAGUUUAAAGCGACCCUGUGGUUGAGCGAGAGUCACCCAUUGUCCCUGGCCGAGCAGGUGACACCCAUUAUCGACCUCAUGGCCAUCUCCAAUGCCCACUUUGCCAAGCUGCGGGACUUCAUCACGCUGCGCCUGCCGCCAGGCUUCCCUGUCAAGAUAGAGAUUCCCUUGUUUCACGUGUUGAACGCUAGAGUGACGUUCAGUAACCUGUGCGGCUGCGACGAGCCUGUCAGCUCUGUGACUGUUCACCAAACCGAGAGCUCCGAGGAAGCUGGUCAGUCUCCCACUCGCUUCGACUGUGAGGUGGACCCCUCGGUAUUCGAACCACCCGCGGACUACACCACCCUUGGUCCAGGCCGCAGCGAGCCGAUGAGGGACGAGGAUGACAACCUGCUGCAGUUCGCCAUCCAGCAGAGCCUGCUGGACGCCGGCACAGAGAGUGACCAGGUGACCAUCUGGGAGGCCCUGACCAACAGCCGCCCUGUGCCCCCGAGUCCACUGUAUGAGGAAGACUCUCAGUUGGAGAGGUGAGCCAACCUUCAGACUUUACCUCUGUU
Micropterus dolomieu (smallmouth bass) is the source of this 2373-nucleotide messenger RNA. Its product is annotated as ankyrin repeat domain-containing protein 13D-like. Gene Ontology annotation, molecular function: protein binding. Gene Ontology annotation, cellular component: cytoplasm. The transcript is spliced from 14 exons. Lineage: Eukaryota; Metazoa; Chordata; Actinopteri; Centrarchiformes; Centrarchidae. The record is from RefSeq and is a predicted model, not a curated record. The coding region runs from base 731 to 2347 and encodes 538 amino acids.